Messenger RNA from Microcebus murinus (gray mouse lemur), 9323 nucleotides. The record is from RefSeq and is a predicted model, not a curated record. Lineage: Eukaryota; Metazoa; Chordata; Mammalia; Primates; Cheirogaleidae.
AAUCAGGUGUGGCGUGACACCUUGUAUUUAUCCAGCUCUUUUCUUCUCAGGAGCUUUGGGCACAUCACAGACGUUAUCUCAUUUGUUAUCUCAUUGAACUUCACAACAUAACUACCAGGUUGGCACUUCUGACUCUCUGUAGUCUGCCAAGGAAGAAACUGAGGACCACCAGCAGAGAAGGGUGUUCCCUGAGGCCCCGCAGUUAAAAUGGGAGCAGUCAGGGCAGCUGCUAGUCCAAGUAAGAGGUCCCAGCGGGGUGGAUGUGAGUGGGGCCACUCUCUCUGCCCAAGGUGGGAAGAAAAACAGCAGAAAUAGAAGAAACAGCAUUUCUCGUGGGUGUCUGUCUGCAAGCAAGAGGGCAGACGGGACAUUUGCUGGGGCUCAAGAUAGCUGUUAUUUUACAUUAAUAGCAGCUACUGUGCGCUUCACAGGGUAAACUUGUUUUAACAGUUCAGCUCGGGCAUUUGUGUGUCUGCAGGAGGUGCCCCCAUCUGUCUGUGCGUGGCUCGGCCGAUGCAUGUUGGGGGGCUGCCAUGCAAGGAACGCUGCCGUGCGGGGUGUGCUGGGGAGAGUGUGAGGGGAAAACGUGCCUUUCAGUUUUGAGAAGCCUUGUGUGUCUGCAUGCAUAGUGACAGAGGUAGCUGCUUCCAGACAUAUAUAAAUGGCUUUCUAAUCCUGAGAUCUUAUUUAUAUGCCUUUGCAUUUAUUCAACACUCAUUUCAUAAAUAUUCAUCGGGUGCCUACCAAAUGCAAGCUCUGGGCUAGGCAUGAGGCGACACAGAUGCAAAAUGCAAAUGGUGGCAAACCUAUGGCGAAGCAGCUUAUAGACUAGAGUAAUGGAUGAUACUGUAACAUUUCAUACCAUUCACUAAGUACACCGCGUGUGCCCAGGGCUUUUUAUUCAUCAUCUCGCUUCAUUUUCACUGCAGUGCUGCAGGGUGUGCAUAACUACGAGAAGAGGAGUGUUAAAUAACUUAGCUAGGCCAGUCCACAGAGGAGCAGAGUUUUGAACUCAGCUCAGUAAGACUCUAGACCCCGCCUCUUUCCACUUUCUUCUGCUAUCUUUGAGCACAGAACACACUGUUUCUUCUGUGUAGAAUAUUCCUGCCUAGUUCCUCCACCUUGUCCCCCUAACUAGCUCCCACGUUUGGUUUUAACCAUAGGAUCCACUCCUCCAGGAAAGCGUCCCCUAUCUCUUCCUUAAUUCCAGGUCAGAUACCUCCCUCCAAGUUCCUACCAUACUUCCAUGCUAUGACAGCAUUUACCCACUGGUUCCUGAAGAGUCUGCAAAGUUUCUAGAAGCAGAAACUGAGUUGUGAAUUCCCAGCUCAGAGUACAGUGAUUGGCUACUACAAGUAGGCCCUUAGUAGAUGCUUGUUUAAUAAAGUAGGGGAAAGGAGAGCUGGCAGAGGCCCUGGGCAGGGAGCGUGACUCCCGACAGUGGAUUUCUGCACGGACACUCUUUGCUGAGUGGCCUCUGACUUUCCUUCCUCUGUUCCCAGGCCGGCUCCUUCAGGGCCUCUGCAGAGAUGGGGGCAUCGCAGGCCCCACCUCCAACAGUUCAGGAGCCCAAGGGAACCCUGGCCCCCAACCCAUACCACCUCCAGAUCUAUCAGCCCACAAGUACAGUUCUAAAAGGGGAAGGUUCUAGGUAUGAUCUAGACCUGGGUUUCUUUUUCAAUCCUGCACUUUGUGUUUUUAGAAAAGGCCCUGGAAAAAAAAAUCCUGGACUUUGAACCCUAAGAAGCAGAUGGUUCCAGGGCAAUGAUGAGGUGUUUCUGGAGUUUUGCCUACAAAGGAGUAUCCCAUAGCCUGGGGAGUAUUUAGACAAUUUACAUAUUAGCUCUUUGAGUUUGCCUUUGAAUAGAUCUUUGUGCUGCUACAGUUUGAAACCUGUAAUGGACACUCUGAGGCAGCUGUCGGGAGUAUGAAUUGCUACCAUGUUUGGGGAGGUCAUCUGGCUGUGAUUUUCCAAGGCCACACUGACUCUCUUCCCAUGCCCUUGGCAUCACCCCGUUAUUUCUUAUAUUGGGGUUACCACAUGUGUUCUAGGGGAUCCACAAUGAUUUUAGUUUUCCUUUCAAAGAUCAUUACUCGAGUUUGAAAACCUCUGCAUUUCACUAUUUAUUAAAAGUCUUAUAAAUGUGAGGUAGCAGGGAAAUGGGAGAUGACAAAGCUAAGUAAUGGUUUGAGACUAAAGUUGGUGAUGAACAUUGGGAAGAAGAGUUAGCACACCUGAAUCAAUGACAAAUAAACUGAAAAUUGGCAGGUGAGUUGGAACCUCCCUCACCAGGGAGGAGGUGGCCCUGAACCGAACCUUGAAGUUGAACCUAAGGAGGGUAUGAAGAGAGUUGAUGAACUGGCAGGCAAGGGCCUGACAGCAGGGUGCAAGCUGAUCGCCGAGGAGAUGGGGCUGUCUCCCUCGCAGGACGGGUGGCCUCCUUCUGCUGGGCGUGGCCAGCCUAGGCAGAGCUGGUGAAUGGAAAAGGGGAGAUAACUCACCUCUCCCCACUGCCUCCAGCCAGUGUGCAGAUCUGCCUGUAGUUCUCCUUCUCCAAGGGUUUAGAGAAGUUGAUGGGGCAUGUCAGCUAGAGCCAGGCUGCUGGGUUGGGCUUCAGGCUAGUGGCCUCCCAUGCCACCUGGCACAGCCGCUCUCUACCUGGCUUUCCCACCCUGGGUCUCCCUCUCCCACACUCUCACUUCCUACUGGACCUUGACUUUCACCAUGUCUAGACUUCCUUAAUAAUAAUUUUAAUAGCCCUUUUUAUUUCGACAGGACUUUACACUUUAAGAGGGGACAUAAAAUUAUUACUAGGACAUAAAAUUAUUAUUAUAAUUAUUGACACCUCACAAACGUCUCUGGGAGAAGUUUCCUUCCACCAUUUGCCAGCCGAGGAAACUGAGGGAACCUGUCGAAGGUGAAGUUCACCCAAGAUUUUAAGAGGAAUGCUGAGAUUUGAACCCAGCUCUCUUGACUCCCAAUCUGGGGCUAUAACUACCAAGCCAUUGGGUCUCAUUGAUUAAAUGUAUUUAGGUUCAACAAUUAAAUGGAAUUGUUGGCAAGUGUUUCGUAGGCAGGGGAAAAAGAGCUUUGUAAAAUUCUAAGAAUGGGUUACUUUCAUAAUUAUUGUAAAUGAAGCAUGGUGAGGACAUUUGAGUGGUCUUCGCUUUUUCUGUGUCUGCUCCCCCACCACCUUCCUCCUCCCUAAGCGAUUGUCAUACAUAUUUGUUAAGCUCAAUAGGCAAUAAAUUAGGGAGUAUCUAGUAUAAUGGAAUGUCUACUUAAGAUUUAAGGAAUGAAGUUUAUCAUAUGUCAGUUCCUUAUUUAUAGCUAGUCAAUUCAUAAGGUCUAAUUCACUCCAUGUUGAAAUUGAAGCAAAACUUGCCUCUACAGAAUCUGAAUUAAUGGCAUUUCAUUGGAACACCAAACUUUCUUGCAUAAUCUAUUUCAGUGUUUCCACUUUGUCCAUAAGCAAAUAAGUUCCAAACUAAAAUGGGGUGGCAGUCUGUUCACUGUAACCUAAGCAGUGUGCGGAAACCAGACUUCAGGGGCAGUCUCGCAGGGAGGCUGCCCCCCAGUUGAGAAGAGAAUUGGAUGGAGCACCGUGGGAAGCAGAGGGUCUCCCAGGGAGGGGGGAGACAGAGACAGAGGACAGGCAGAGAGGGAAUGUGUGUGUUAGCUGGCAGCUCAAGCUAAUUGUUCUCAUCAAUCCAGCAGAGAGGUGAUUUUUUCUUACCAAGUGGCAGGCCAAAUUGCCGUCUGAGCAGAUGUGACGUGGGUUGCACCCCAUACCUGGAACAAAGGCAGCCAAGAGCUGCCCCGUGCAGAUCGCCAAUAGAUGCGCUUCCGUGUCAGUUCAUCACUGUGGGGGAAGAUAACUAACCGCCUUCGGGAUGGCGCCAGAGCACGUGCGCGUGUGAGCGCACACACAAACGCACAUUCAUUCACCCGUGCUCAUCGCCUCUCCCUCCGACACAUGCUCUCCUGUGAUGCCCCAACUCACAGUCCCAAGCACAGCACCUCACACAGAUCUUCAAGAGACUCCCACGAUGCCAGGACCCGGAAGAGCCGCCUCUCUCUCUCUGCCUGGGCUGGCCAAUCUGUGAGCUCAGGCAGCCCCCUGGGGGGCCCCAGAGCACCCCCAUUUCUACCCAGCAGCACACAGCAGUGGCCAUGUGCCCGUCAGAGCUGCAGAUCCUCCCAAGCCGAGCAGCACCCAUCAGAAGAGGAAGGACCAGUCUGGGCCCAUGGCUCUCCCGGGCUCUGUGAGGUUCUUGCUAUGACCGCAGUCUCCUCGAGGAGCCAGGACCGCUUCCCGCUGCCACAGCCCCUCCAGGCGCCCACCCGGCCCAGCCCUCCCUCGGCCCCGGGUCACCAUGGGCAGCGUCAGCAGCCUCAUCUCCGGCCACGGCUUCCACAGCAAGCACUGCCGGGCGUCGCAGUACAAGCUGCGCAAGUCCUCCCACCUCAAGAAACUCAACCGCUAUUCCGACGGGCUGCUCAAGUUCGGCUUCUCCCAGGACUCGGGUCAUGGCAAGUCUAGCUCCAAAAUGGGCAAGAGCGAAGACUUCUUCUACAUCAAGGUCAGCCAGAAGGCGCGGGGCUCCCACCGCCCAGAUUACACGGCGCUGUCCAGCGGGGACCUCGGGGGCCAGGCCGGGGUGGACUUUGACCCGGCCACCCCACCCAAGCUCCUGCCCUUCUCCAAUCAGCUAGACAUGGGCUCCGAGAAGGGCGCGGCGAGGCCCACAGCCUUCAAGCCCGUGCUGCCACGGUCAGGGGCCACCCUGCACUCGUCCCCCGAGAGCGCCAGCCACCAGCUGCACCCCGCCCCUCCGGACAAGCCCAGGGAGCAGGAGCUGAAGCCCGGCCUGUGCUCCGGGGCUCUGUCCGACUCGGGCCGCAACUCCAUGUCCAGCCUGCCCACGCACAGCACCAGCAGCAGCUACCAGCUGGACCCGCUGGUCACCCCCGUGGGGCCCACCAGCCGCUUCGGAGGCUCGGCCCACAACAUCACCCAGGGCAUCGUCCUCCAGGACAGCAACAUGAUGAGCCUGAAGGCGCUGUCCUUCUCCGACGGCGGGAGCAAGCUGGGCCACGCCAGCAAGGCGGACAAGGGCCCCGCGUGCGUGCGCUCCCCCAUCUCCACGGACGAGUGCACCAUCCAGGAGCUGGAGCAGAAGCUGCUGGAGAGGGAGGGCGCGCUACAGAAGCUGCAGCGCAGCUUCGAGGAGAAGGAGCUCGCCGCCGGCCAGGCCUACGAGGAGCGGCUGUGGCGCUGCAGGGACGAGCUGGAGGGCGCGGAGGCCAAGUGCGGCAAGCUGAAGCAGGCCUCGCAGAAGAGCCAGCGCGCGCAGCAGGUGCUGCACCUGCAGGUGCUGCAGCUGCAGCAGGAGAAGCGGCAGCUGCGGCAGGAGCUCGAGAGCCUCAUGAAGGAGCAGGACCUGCUGGAGACCAAGCUCAGGUCCUACGAGAGGGAGAAGACCAGCUUCGGCCCCGCGCUGGAGGAGACCCAGUGGGAGGUGUGCCAGAAGUCAGGCGAGAUCUCCCUCCUGAAGCAGCAGCUGAAGGAGUCGCAGACGGAGGUGAACGCCAAGGCCGGCGAGAUCCUGGGCCUGCGGGCGCAGCUGAAGGACACGCGGGGCAGGCUGGACAGCCUGGAGCAGAAGACGCAGGAGCUGGAGGGCGCCCUGCGCACCAAGGGGCUGGAGCUGGAGGUGUGCGAGAACGAGCUGCAGCGCAAGAAGAACGAGGCGGAGCUGCUGCGGGAGAAGGUGAGCCUGCUGGAGCAGGAGCUGCUGGAGCUGCGCGCCCAGGCCGCGGUGGCCCGCGAGGUGGCGGCCUCGGCGCCCGCGGCCUUCCCGGAGGACAUCCCCGCGCUGCAGCAGGAGCUGGAGCGGCUCCGGGCGGAGCUGCGGGAGGAGCGGCAAGGCCACGACCAGAUGUCCUCCGGCUUCCAGCACGAGCGGCUGGUGUGGAGGGAGGAGAAGGAGAAGGUGAUCCAGUACCAGAAGCAGCUGCAGCAGAGCUACCUGGCCAUGUACCAGCGCAACCAGCGCCUGGAGAAGGCCCUGCAGCAGCUGGCCCGCGGCGACGGGGCCGGGGAGCCCCUGGAGAUUGACCUGGAAGGGGCUGACAUCCCCUACGAGGACAUCAUAGCCACCGAGAUCUGAGAGGCCGCCCGGGGGGAGCGAGGCCUGGGGACCCGGCCCUGGGAGGCAGGAGCUGAGCCCGUUCGAAGAGGGCUCCCCUCCCCAGCACCCCUGCUCAGUGGCUGCAGCCCCUCUGAUGGAAGCCACCCCUGGGGGCACAGGCCCAGGGCCCUGAGUGUCGGGCAGGGUUGCAGGAUGGCCUUCCCUCCCGUGUCUGACGUCCCAGCGCUCACCAACCCUGCGGCCUGCCGGACCUCGGGCCCUGACUGCUGUGGCUUCCCCAAAGGAUGGGUCCAGGGACCGCCAUGCUUCGGUUAAGGGCUCCCUAAACCUGCCUUUGUUCAGAAUAGUUAGAGAUACCCGCCACCAGGGAAGGUGGCCACUGCCCUGAAGCCACGCAGCCAGGCCAAGUACGAAGCUCCCCUUCACCUCUCAUCCCAAGCCCCUUCUCCCCCGUGGACACACCGGAAUGCCUUGGGAAUAGAAAGAAGCCAUUUGUGACCAGAAGCCUUGGAGCCUGGCCCGUCAGGAGCUGAGCUGCUUUUCCUGUGGCCUCAGACAGAGGGCUGGCAGGGGCUCUGGAGAGCCUGGCCCAGCACCGGGGCUGUCCCGACCCCAGCCAGCCACAGGAAGGAGGGGACAGCUGGGCAGACAGAGGGGGUCAGAGGGAGAAACGACGUCGUGUCAGCCAGGGGUGGGUGGGGACCAGCCAGACCCUGGGGCCCAGCGCUGCCUGCUGGUUCCCAGUAGCUGGAGCUGAGAAGCCUUGGGACAGUUGGAGGCCUUUGGCCUCAGUGCCCAACCUUCCAAAGCCAUAGACACUGAGGCCCUGGGGUGGGCUCUGGGAAGGGAGGGUCCAGGGCACCGUGACACAGAGUGGGUGGCUUUCCAGUCGUCCCAGGGGAACCUCCAGAUCCCUCCAGCUGGGGCUAGAGGCAGGGUUUCCCCACCUGGUUCGGAGUUGCCCGGUGGCUACUCUGGAAUGUUAUUUCCUUCCCCAAAUCAAGGUUUUACUUGGAUGCAGAAUGACCCGUGUCCACUGAGUGCGCAUGUGUGAUCUGGGCGUCUCCCUCCUUUGCCUGUGGCUGGAUUCAAAGGUGUGCUGUUUCCCCUCCGCCUUUAGUGCCAAGUUCUGGGUCUGCACGGGUCAGGACGGGUCCCCAGAGUGCCCGUGGGCCAGAGCCCCAGGCAGGGAGAAAAGAGGAGGCGCACGCAGCAGUACGCACAGCCCCGGGCCACCACUGCCCUGUCCUCCCUCCCCUCGAGCCCCCGGCACUCCCAGACUGUAAAGAGUCCCGACGGCAGCAGCGUUUCUCAGGGGCCCGGGCAGUGCCCCGGCGAGGCCGGGCUUUCCCUCCCGAGCACGUGCAGAGCUGGAGGUGGGGGGAGGAACGUGGACAAGGUAGAGUUUUGGAGUUGCUUGGUUCAGGGAAUUUUCUUUUUCUUUCUUCUUCUUCUUUUUCCUUUCUUGUCUGUCUGUCAGAGGCAAGCCAGGCCCAGCAGGCUGUUGUCUGUUCUAUAUUUGACUCUAGCCACAGCUGCUGUUCUUAGGACAGCCAGCCCUGCUGGGUCCUGCUCCUCCCGCCUGCCUGCUGAGUCGGUGGGGACAGUCUGGGACUCGACAGUCUGAGGCCAUCCCCAGUCCUGUCUCCCCGGCACUGGGGGUGGCAGCCGGAGGGGGGGCACCUCCCUUCCUGUCCACCCCACUCAUGGGGCCCCACAGCCCUUCCCUGGGUGAGAGUUGAGGGCAGGGCCACCUUCCCUGUGCUAGGCUCUGCUGUCUGGUCCCCGGGCUAUGCCGUGCUGGUCCUGCUGUCCACAAAUGACAGAUGAGGGUUCUGGAAUUUCAAACCACAGCUCUUAGUCACAGGCUAGAUUUAAACCUGGAAUCCACAGGCCAGAAGCCCCUCCCUGCAUGGAAGGCAGUACCUCCACGGGGCAUAGCCCCGACCCCGAGUCAAAGACGUCCCAUUCUUGCCCCUUGUUCCCGCCAGCCUGUGCCUUGUUGGAGUCCCUCCCCCUUGAGACUGCCCCGUGGAGAGAGAGAAAGGGGCUGGCUGCCCCUCCCCAGAGCCCAGCACCCUGCCCACAAGACCUCGCCUGGGAAGAAGCGGGUCCCAGGCCCAGUGUUGGAGCCCGUGUGUCACUGUGGGGUGUUGGUACCUCCACCCACAGGGGAGCUCAGCCUUCUUCGUGUCUCCAUGGCCCUGCCCCAGCCCCCCCGGAAGUCCACCCAGGCCCUGCCCAACACCCCAGAUGGCAGAUGGCCCAAGGGUGGCCGGGGUGGCCCAAGGUGGCUCCAGAAUGCAAGUGUUCUGUUUCCCAGUGACCUCGCCUUCCUGUGGAUUUUCUUUCCUUCCCCAUCCGAAAGCAUCCUCACUAUUCUUGGACCACGCCAUACUCUGCCUGUCUGGAAGGAGGCUCUGAACAGCGGGGGCCCCAGGCCUCGGUGGGCUCACUGCCCUUCCCUCUGGGCACUCCGUCUGGCACGCGUGCCCACUCAGCUCCCCAAAGGAUGCCUGGCCUAAAAAUACUCCAGCCGUCUGCAAAGAGAGAGUGUCAUUCAGCACCACCUCACCCAGGAAGGGACUCUGCCUCUGGGCCUUGGAGCGGCCAGGCUCUCAGGACAGCCUCAGGGGCACCUGGCAGGUGCCAGGAGCACCCAGCCCCCAUGGGCACCAAGCUCACAUGGGGCUGGGAAUGGGGGCAUCUCUCUGAGAGGCACUCAUGGAGCCUCUCGUUGCUGGCGCCAGCCUGGACCAUCUCUUAGGUGAGACAGUUGCCCCAGUGUGAGCCAGGCUGGCUGGUGGAGCAGUGGCUUUGGGAGAAGGGUGUCCCUGUGGGCCCUGAGUUCUCACCCGGUACUGCCAGGACAGGAGGCUGCGCCGCCCGGGCCACUGGGCCUGAGCUCCUCACCUGUCGUGCAGGUGGCCCUCACGCUGUGCCUGCUGGGAAAGCUGGAACCCUCGGCAGAGAGGAGCCCCGGAUGGACUGGCAUUUGGAAGAUGUACAUAGUUAUUUUUCUCUCUAUCGUUUCUUGUUUGGCUUGGUUUGCUUUUGACAGCUUCAUUCGAUUUUUAUUUUUGACGUCACUUUUUGGCCAUGUAAACUAUUUCUGGUAAUCUUAUGUUUUUAUUUAUGAAUAAAGAAUGCCAUUUCUCAUGCCCUCC